GUGCCAAUAUGUUGCCAACCAACUGGACACCUGGCUUCCCAAAAACUCAAGUGCAUGUUUUCUAAGCUUGGCAAGUCAAGAUCGAAAUGAAAUUAUGAUAAAAAUCCAUGUGGAUUUCUAACUUGGAGUCUGAGGUUCAAGACAAAGAUGAAUCUGCGUUCUGUAUUUACUGUAGAACAACAAAGGAUAUUACAGCGUUAUUAUGAAAAUGGAAUGACAAAUCAAAGUAAAAAUUGCUUUCAGCUCAUAUUACAGUGUGCACAAGAAACUAAACUGGACUUCAGUGUAGUCAGGACGUGGGUUGGCAAUAAACGAAGGAAGAUGAGCAGCAAGAGUGCUGUAGAAUCUGGAGGCACUCCCCCAGGGACUGUCCCUACUACUCCCUCAGUACCUCCAGAAGCAGCAGUUAGAAAUGUGGUAAAUAUUGCUCGAUCCCAAAGUCAGCAGUCUUCUUGGACCUCUUCUAAUAACGAUGUAAUAGUUACUGGUAUAUACAGUCCUGCUAGUUCAUCUGGUAGGCAAGGAUCCACCAAACAGACAAAUGCUUCAAUGGCAGACAUACAUAAAACCUCUAUUCCACGACUACCAGGAAAAAGUGAUACAGAGUUUCAGCAGCAGCACAUCCCUAUAGGACGACAAGUACCACAUUGUAAAAAUGCUUCCCUAUUAGUAGGGGAAAAGACUAUUAUUUUAUCUAGGCAAACAAGCGUACUGAAUUCUGCGAACUCCAUAUAUAGUCACACUAAAAAAAGCUAUGGUGGUUCUUCAGUCCAGACCGCAGAGUUGGUGUUACCUCAGAAACCGAUGAUAUGUCACAGACCCUGUAAAGCUGAACCCGUGGGCUGUCAAAGGUUACAAAAACCAGAACAUGCAGCUCUCGCAUCGCACGUGCCCCCUGGACAAAGGGCUAAUACCAGGGACCCUUCUUGUAGCACGCAAAACCUGGAAAUACGUGAAGUGUUUUCUCUGGCGGUUACAGAUCAACCUCAAAGAAUUGUGGGAGGAAGCGCAGCGCAGAAGCAUUGCUCGGUGGAAGGCAGCUGUCUGUCCAUUGCGAUGGAAACUGGAGAUGUGGAUGACGAAUACGCUAGAGAAGAAGAACUAGCAUCCAUGGGAGCACAAAUACAAAGCUAUUCAAGAUACUGUGAAAGCAGCAGCUCUGUUCGAGUAGAGAACCAAAGCGCAGCCUUGUCCGGGCCAGGAAGAAAUGUGAGCUGUGGUUCACAGAUGGUGAAUGCCAGGGACGUGCCUGACAAUAUUCUGUAUCAUAACAGAGACUACCAUUUGCCUGCACGGACCUCAUUACACACAACAUCCAAUACAUUAUAUAACAGUGCUAAUCCAUCAAGAAGUACCUUUUCUCCUCAUUUUACAUCUUCAAGUCAACUGAGGCUGUCACAAAACCAAAAUAAUUACCAGAUUUCAGGAAACCUUACUGUGCCUUGGAUUACAGGUUGUUCCAGAAAAAGAGCAUUACAGGACCGCACACAAUUUAGUGACCGAGACUUAGCUACCCUAAAGAAAUACUGGGACAAUGGCAUGACCAGCCUGGGCUCAGUCUGCAGAGAGAAAAUUGAAGCUGUGGCUGCAGAAUUAAAUGUUGACUGUGAAAUAGUGCGGACUUGGAUUGGGAAUCGAAGACGGAAAUAUCGUUUAAUGGGGAUUGAGGUCCCACCCCCUAGAGGAGGUCCUGCUGAUUUCUCUGAUCAAUCUGAAUUUGUUUCUAAAUCAGCACUUAAUCCAGGAGAGGAAACUGCUACUGAAGUGGGGGAUGAUAAUGAUAGGAAUGAUGAAGUAUCAAUCUGCUUAUCUGAAGGAAGCUCACAAGAAGAGACAAAUGAAGCUCUUCAAAAUGAGGAAAUCGGUCAUAAAGAUGAUGACCAGAAUCCAGUAUCUACUGAUAAUGUGAAAAUAGAAAUUAUAGAUGAUGAAGAAAGUGAUAUGAUAAGUAAUUCUGAAGUGGAUCAAAUGAGUUCUCUUUUGGACUACAAGAAUGAAGAAGUCAGAUUCAUUGAGAAUGAGUUGGAGAAUCACAAACAGAAGUAUUUUGAACUACAGACAUUUACUCGGAGUUUGAUACUUGCUAUUAAAUCAGAUGAUAAAGAACAGCAGCAGGCACUGCUCUCAGACUUACCUCCUGAAUUAGAAGAAAUGGAUUUCAAUCAUGCAUCCCCAGAGCCUGAUGAUACCUCAUUCAGCUUGUCGUCUUUAUCGGAGAAAAAUGCCUCAGACAGUUUGUGAUUUAUUUUUUUUAAUUGACAAAAAAGAAGCCCCACGUAAUGUGUAGGUUUCAAGAGAACGGCAUUUUGCUAUCCAGUGUUCUUCAGUCCAAAAAAGAAAGCCCAAGGUGAAGUAGACUUUCCUGAAGGAUGACUGUAGUGUGUCAUGGCUACAGUUUGCACUGUCAAGAAAUUUCGAAUGUUGUUUUUGGUAAAUGAAAGAACUGUGUGAAGAAGGGUUUCACUUUUAGCAGUUUGGCCUUGAUUAGGAUAACUUCCGACUUUCCAGAAUAACUCUUGCUCUGUAGCAAAGUCUUUUUGAGCAGGGAUCCAAGAGUGGAAAACAAAUGUCCUGUUAUACAGAAAGCUAAUUCUUCAGAGUUGCUUGCUCACCAGUCCUGUUUAUUAUUUUUUUUUCCCCAUUUUUACUCAGGUAGGUGGACUAAAAAUUGGGGACCCAAAUAGAAUAACAGGCUUUUUAUGAGUUGUGCUUGAAGCCUUUUGAAAAUCUGAAAUUAAACUAGUGGUUUUCAU
This is a messenger RNA of Haliaeetus leucocephalus (bald eagle), 2753 nucleotides long. It is a transcript of the gene HDX, whose product is annotated as highly divergent homeobox. The record is from RefSeq and is a predicted model, not a curated record. Gene Ontology annotation, biological process: regulation of transcription by RNA polymerase II. The coding region runs from base 148 to 2241 and encodes 697 amino acids. NCBI's taxonomy places the organism in Eukaryota, Metazoa, Chordata, Aves, Accipitriformes, Accipitridae. Gene Ontology annotation, molecular function: DNA-binding transcription factor activity, RNA polymerase II-specific; RNA polymerase II cis-regulatory region sequence-specific DNA binding. The transcript has 10 exons.